AUGCCUCUCCGUAUCUCGAAAACGAGGCGUGUCAGUCAGCCCAGGGCGGUGAAGAGCGUCGAGGCUCUGACAAGCAGCCGUAAAUCAGAGCCGAUUGCCGUCGUCGGCGUGGGCUGCCGUUUUGCACCAGAUGUGAGGUCGGCAGAGGGUUUUUGGGAAGUUUUAUGCGCCCGGAGUCUUCUCGGCACGCAACGAUGCCACGCUGAGGCUCUGGACCCACAGGAGCGGCUCGAGCUUGAGGUUGCGUUCGAAGCGUUGGAAAACGCUGGAGUUCCGCUCACGAGCGAGGGAUUAGCUGGUGCGGCUUUUUGCGGACCUGGCAAUGGCCAACACGUGCAGACGUUGUCUCGUGCUUUUGGUCUUUGCCGCCCCGGAUCUUCCGCUGGCUGCGGCCUGGCUGCGCUGCAGCUUGCAUGCCAACGCAUCUGUAGCGGCAAUGUCGAGGUUGCGCUCGUCACUGCGGCAAACCUGGUCUCACGGGAUGCUCCAUCUCCCAACGGUUCGUCGCCAGCGGAAUCGGACCAAGAACAGGAUGCCGCCGAAGGUGCGGUUGCUAUUGUGCUCAAGCCACUCGAAGCUGCCUUGCGCCAAGGUGACUCGAUCCGCGCCGUAAUCCGCGAAAGCGCGAGCGCCAAAGGCUGCGAGGCGUGCGACCUGGAGGCGUUGAUCAGGUCAUGCUACGAGAGAGCCGGGCUUGAUCCGCUCGACACAGCAUAUGUCGAGGCCCAGGAGGCGUGCGGCGAUUCUGUCGAAAGUACGGCAAUCAAGGCGGUUUUUGGAGGAAGCAACAAAGCAUUAUCGGUUGUGUCGGUUGGGUCUGAUCUCGGCCGGCUGCAAGCAGUCUCGGGCCUCGCAGCCGUCGUCAGGAUCAUCAUGGCGUUCGAGAAAGGCCUUGUCUCGCAGGCAUCAGCAGAGAAGCAGCGGCCUUCCAGAGCGUCGAUAAACGGCUACGGCGGCGACAGCCCCAGUGUGCACAUGAUCCUAGAGCAAUGCGACCCUUUGCUACGCCAGCAGCGACGUUUUGCGGCCGACUCGUCCGAGCCCGAGUCCCGUGUCGUCAUUCCAUACAGCGCGAAGAGCGAGAACAGCGCCCGACGUGGCCUCAGUGACUUGAGCGACUUCGUCAGACGGAAGCUGGACAGCGGAGCCGACCUCGACCUGCGCGAUCUGGCUCUUACACUCUCCCGCCGACGGACGCGAUUCGCAUGGACGGCUGCCUUGUCGGUGCGGUCCAAAGAGGAGUUGGUGGCCCUUCUGGACGCGGGCGUACGGCCGACUGCUGCGCGGCGCCCACCCCGUCUUGGCUUCGCCUUCAGCGGCGAUACUGCCCAUUGGCAUGCAAUAGGGAGAGAGCUGGUCGCCGUGUACCCGGCGUAUGCAGCGAGUCUGGAGGAGUCGCAGAGAUGCCUCCGGGAUCUGGGUGCCGAGUGGAAUCUAUUUGACAAAAUAGCCGGCUCGGUGGGACAGAACAACCCAGACUUCAUCUAUCCUCUCCGCUGUGCGCUGCAGAUAGCCCUGGUCCAGCUGCUGGCCGACUGGGGAGUGCGUCCGGACGCCGUGACAAGCCACUCGAGCGGCGAGAUUGCAGCAGCAUUCUGUGCCGGCGCGCUGAACCAGCGCGACGCCAUUGCCAUUGCCUUCUUCCGCGGCCAGCUUGUUGCUGCCGCGGGCCGCUCAACAAGCGUGAAAGAAGGCAGCCUGACGGUCGGCCUGGGCCUGGAGGGGCUGCAGCGCUACUUGGUCGGCCCGUCGCCUCUACGGCUCUCGGUUGCAAGCAUCAACAGCCCUUCCAGCGUCACGCUCAGAGGCCAUCUGCGCGACUUGUCAGCCCUGCUGUCAAAGCUUGCCGUUCUCGGCCUCUCGGUGGGAGAUCUGCAAGUGGGAGGGUUCCAUCACUCUGGCGACGCACACGCCGUGGCAGCCGCCUAUCUCGCCGUGGUGCGCCAGCAUACCGGCGCGCCAGCCGCAAUGAACGGCAUGCUGUACACGUCGCCCGUCACGGGUGCACGCAUCGCAAACGAAAACAGCAUCAGUGCCGAACAUUGGAUGUGCAGUCUGAUGGCACCCGGUCUGUUCAUGCACGCGUUGCAGACAAUGAUCGUGAGCCCCGACGCGGUGAGUGCUCUCGUCGAAAUAGGCCCAGCCAACUCUCUUGCCGGCUUCGUCAAGCAGUCGAUCGAGGGCAUCAACAGCCCGGAUAUACACGUCUCGUACGCAUCGUGCCUCAGCGUGCGCCGCAGCGGCGUGGAAACGAUGCAAGCCCUGGCCUGCUUCCUGCACACCAAGGGCAUUCCAGUGGAUUUUGAAAGAGUGAAUGCGUCCCGCGGCCGAUGCGCUGCAAGGCUGCUGCACGACCUCCCCCCCUAUCCAUGGGACCACGGCAGCGCCGAGCUGCUCGGCAUCCCUAGCUUCGUCAAGACGAUCCCAGCACCCGAGCUUCACACCUGGACCUUCCCGCUUGGCGCGCCUCUGCUCAUGGCCAUCGAGGCCAUGCGGGAGCUGUAUCAGACCCGAGGCGUGCCGGUCGCUGGCUUCGAGCUGCGGGACGUCGAGCUGCUGCAGCCGCCCUGCCCCCACACACUGUCAGGCGAGGUCCAGGUCACACUGUGGCCCCAGUCUGUCUGUGCGCGACACGUCUUCAAGGUCCGGCUUUGCACGCCUGGCCGAGAGACCAGAGAGUACCUGCGGGGCUACAUAGCCAUGCGCAAGCCGCCGGACGGCUCUCGCAGUGACUCUCGGCCGAUCGAGGUUGGUGGCGAUCGGUCUCCGGUCGAGAUGAGGAUUGUUAGCUUCACGCCCUCGAUGCUUGCGGCGGCUCAGAGGCAGCUCAGCAUCCAUCCCGCCACGAUCGAGGAAGCAAUUCAACUGGCCUGCAGCCGCGUCAUGACCUUUGCGGGCGACGGCGCCGCAGAAGUGCCGAGCUUCAUUGAGAAGAUGUCGAUUGGAUGCCCCCUAGGCGGAUUGCAGGGCCGGCUGCUUCGCGGCUGUGUCCUAGUCCGCAGUCAAGGCACGCGGGGAUACGAGGCUUCUAUCGAGCUCGGCGAGAACGAUGACGACGACGCACUUCUUUGCAUCAAGAACGCGCAUUUCCCGCCUGCACCCAAAGCGGCACCCCGCCGCAAAGCCGUGCAUCCGGUCACCUGGGUCUCGAGCUUAGCUGCAACGUCGAGUCAGGGGCUCCAAUAUCUCUUGUGGCUGCCGCCCAACGAACACGAUAUCGCAAGGAUUGGCAAUCUGACACGAGCGGCCUACCACAUCAUCUGCGACACGCUCGACCAGCUCACUCCCGACGAGAUAGGCCGGAUGCCAUGGCACAGCCGGAGCCUAGUGCACUGGAUGAAGGGCGUGGUGCACCAGGCAUCAUGUGAUGCGCUUGCUGCUACGAGCUCCGAAUGGGCGAGGACGGACAACGUCGCCAAGGAGAUGAUAUUCAAGCGGGCAGCCUGCAGCUGUGUUGACGGAGAGCUGCUCACCCGCCUGGGCGCGAGCCUCGCUGGGAUUCUUUCCGGGCACGUCGACCCAAUAUCCAUCUUGGUUGAAGAUGGGCUUCUCACCAGGUACUACAGCCAGUCGCUCAGGGGCCAGCGGACUGCCUCGCAAGUCCAACGCGUCCUGCAGCUGUUUGCCGUCCAAACACCGGGCGCACGCAUUCUGGAGAUCGGAGCCGGGACCGGCGCCCUCACGCGUGUCUGUUUGCCUUCUUUGGAUGCACGGGUGCACUACGACUUCACUGACAUAUGUCCAGAGCUGUUCAGCAUGACGAGAGAGCAACUCGGCCCGGUGGCCGCAUCUCUGGCUUUCCGAACGCUCGACAUCGAAGCAGACCUGGCGCAGCAGUCCUUUGAGCCGGCGUCCUACGACUUGAUCAUUGCCAACCAAUCUCUACACACUGUCCAUGACCUUGACGCAGCCAUGCAAAACGUGCGCAAGCUUUUGAAGCCGGGCGGCAGGCUGCUCGCAGUCGAGACGACUAGACCGACGCCCGACAUCAAGCUCACGUUCGGGAUCCUCCCGAACUGGUGGCUUAGUAAGGAGCAAGAACGCAGAGACUGCCCCAUGAUGUCUCUGAACGCGUGGGAAAACACGCUAAGGUUCCACGGUUUUUCGGGCUUGGACUUCCACACGCACGACUUCGACGACUUUUCGUUGAGAUCGGCAACAGUGAUGCUUUCCACAGCCAUCGGAAGCCGCGCUUUCCGAUAUUGGCCUUUCUGUUCCAUCAUCCACGUCGGCUCCUCUGCCCCGCCUGCCUGGCUGCAACAGUUGGCCGUCAGGAUCGAGGAGCUUACCGGCUAUCUGCCGGCCGUCGAGUUGCUUGAGCCGCGCUUCAACGCAGCCAGCAAAGUCUGUCUGUUUGUGGGGGCGUUGGAGGAGGGCGUUGGCGAGGCAACCGCCGCGACCGUGGCAGACUUUGUUGGCACCUCGAAAGGUCUGCUUUGGCUCUCGCAUGGAGGAGCCACCAUCACACCACCCUCUGGCCACGACGGUGACCAGUUCCUGUCGCACGCAAAGCUGCUACGUUCUUGCAGCCGCUCCUCCGAUUCUUCCGCCAGCAAACGCAUUGUUGCGCUCGACAUCGACCCAGAAGACCCUCCAUGGUCGCCGGAAAGCAUAGAGACUAUCGCCAGGAUCUAUUCCAUCGCCUUCGACUACGAAGUCCCCGGUCCCAUAGACGAUGAGUUUGUGCAGAGGGGAUUGCAGGUCCUGGUCCCACGAAUUCCGCCAGGUUCGAGCGAUGUGCCCGGAAGCCGUGACUGA
This is a messenger RNA of Lasiodiplodia theobromae, 4758 nucleotides long. Its product is annotated as Reducing type I polyketide synthase. Gene Ontology annotation, biological process: secondary metabolite biosynthetic process; fatty acid biosynthetic process. Lineage: Eukaryota; Fungi; Ascomycota; Dothideomycetes; Botryosphaeriales; Botryosphaeriaceae. Gene Ontology annotation, molecular function: fatty acid synthase activity. The record is from RefSeq and is a predicted model, not a curated record. The coding region runs from base 1 to 4758 and encodes 1585 amino acids. The transcript is spliced from 6 exons.